AUGGCUCAAAAAAUUGCACCGGCAGCAUUACGAUUAUAUACAAAUAAAAAGUUUGAUGCUUCUUGGUUUAGUGAUCGAAUGUAUGGUUCUUUAUUACAAAAAACUUUAAACAUAAAGAAAUUUGUACAUUCUAUUUUUGAAAGUAUUGGGACAAAAACAGCGCUUUCUCAUGUUCAAGCAAAUCCACAACAUAUAUAUAUACAAAGUUUUUUUUGUUCACCAAGAGUAAUGAACCAACGACUUCGAAAAAAAUAUGUUGCACUGGAAUCAAAUACGCAAUUUUUACAUCCUUUUGAAGCAUAUUUAACAGCAAAAGAAAAAUUUGGAAGAUAUCCUCUUUUUGCUAUUUGUCUGGGUGCUCAACAUAAGGAAUGGGAAACAUUUCAACAUAUUGGUUUUAUGCAUUUACUAUUACUUAUGAAGUAUCGUUCAUCGCAGCAACAUGUAGUUUCAAACCAUAGAAAUAAGACUAUGGCUGCAAUACUGUUAAAAAAAAAUAGAAAUAUGUAUACGCACAAAAAACAGUUUUCUAUUUUAAAUACUUCUGAGCAAAAAACAAAUCAAAUAAUAACUAAAUAUGUCUCUCAUAUUGAAAAUGUUUUAGCAUUGUAUACACAAAAAAAAGUUGUAUGGACACCUUAUAAAAUUAAGAAUGCGUUUACAAGUGCUUCUUUUGUUGCACAUUAUAUUGCUUUACAAUUUGAGCAAAAUAAAAAGAAACCGUUCCGUAGUAUUUUUCAAGAUGUAUUAAAACAAUGUGUUAAAACACCACAACUCGUAGGUAUUCGAAUAGCUAUUGCUGGACGAAUUGGUGGAGCUGAAAUGGCACGUGUUGAACAAACCCAAUACGGGCAAACUUCGUUACAUGUCUUUUCUCAUACAAUUGACUAUCAUGCGACCUCUGCUUAUACACCUCAUGGUUUGCUCGGGGUAAAAGUUUGGAUGUCUUUUAAAUCAUAG
Messenger RNA from Micromonas commoda, 960 nucleotides. Lineage: Eukaryota; Viridiplantae; Chlorophyta; Mamiellophyceae; Mamiellales; Mamiellaceae. The record is from the annotation of a RefSeq genome assembly.